CCGCGCCGGGCGGGGCUAGGGCUGUCCCUGGUCCCUGGUGCCGCCUCCAUCUGGGUCUCCACCUCCCGGACCUGCGGCGUUGGUGAGGUCCGGAGCGCGGCUUUCCCGCGGGCGGCGCGAUGGGUUGCGGGAACUCCACUGCCACCAGCGGGGGCGCGGGCCGAGGUCCAACGGGAGCAGUUAAAGAUGCGACAGAAGACUCAAUAACGGACGAAGACAAGAGGAGAAACUAUGGCGGAGUGUACGUUGGUCUGCCUUCUGAAGCUUCCAAUAUGGUGUCUAGUCAAGCAAAGACAGUACGGAAAAAGGAAGAUAACGUGAUGUCUGGACAGUCAAGAGCCCAUUCAUGAAUUUGGAAGGAAUUUGGCUCCAGGGACAUUGUAUCUUCAAAUAGAUCCUGAAAGAUGGUCCCCUGCUGUGCCUCCUCUCCCAAAUCCUUAGUGUGUAGUGAAAGCCAUGGGUGCAAACUGCGCAUUGUGGCCGUCGGAGGAAAUUGGUGAGACUUGGUGCUCACUGGGAGGACCCCGCGUCACCCACCAGUGAGGGAGCCGUAAGGCUGUUGCCACCCAGCUCACAGAAGUCAUGUCUUUUCAAUGAUAACCUUUUGAUAGUUUUUAUAUAGCGCAAUCCUUACUGUAUUUAUAACCCGGUAUUAGGGCCAUAUAAAGGAAUUACCUGAAGUAAUAUAUCGUCUCUUGUCCUUUGACGUUUCUCCUUCGUCAUUUUUUCAGCUGUGAAGUUGGUAAUAGAGUCUCACAACUUUCUUCCUAGUCGGUUUAAAACUUUCAUUUAAAUGUAGAGAAUUCCCUCUGUUGAGGACAUUGCAAGUAUUUGAAAAUGAACCAGUUAAAUGUGCAUGCUCCCUACACAGGUGUGGAUUUAAUUCCUGUUUUCUUUAAUCAGAGGCUUACAUGGCUCCAGUUGCCCGUUCUCCCUGUGUGUAAUUAGAGCAUCUCAUCGUGUUAAUUCCGUACUGUCUCUUAGGACUACGGUUGAUGUUUAGUGGGAUAGCCGGAAAGUUCCGAAUUUGCUAACAACAUGUACACCUACUUAUGACUGCAGUGUAAGCAACCGGGUUUACCAGCGUAUCUCAAAUGAUUAAAUAUUUUUAUCCCCCUUUA
Myodes glareolus (Bank vole) is the source of this 1121-nucleotide messenger RNA. Lineage: Eukaryota; Metazoa; Chordata; Mammalia; Rodentia; Cricetidae. The record is from RefSeq and is a predicted model, not a curated record.